Diaporthe amygdali is the source of this 798-nucleotide messenger RNA. RefSeq lists its product as uncharacterized. NCBI's taxonomy places the organism in Eukaryota, Fungi, Ascomycota, Sordariomycetes, Diaporthales, Diaporthaceae. The transcript is spliced from 3 exons. The record is from RefSeq and is a predicted model, not a curated record. Bases 1 to 798 code for a protein of 265 amino acids.
AUGAAGACGACCAUCCUCCUUUAUGUCACUGCCCUCACUGGCCCAGUGUUCUCAGCACCUCAGGCAGUCAGUGAGGUAGCAGAGACAGCUUCACUGCCCCGCUCCACGAGCACUUCCACCUCACAAUCUCUCGUAGACGAUGCUGUCGAUGGAAUUCGGCCUACUGGAGUGGCACAGGCUGCCGGGGACAGCACGCGUCUAAAAGAGCGCAUGGACAAGCCCCCAGAGCAUCUGACAAUCCAGAUUAUCAACUCUUAUGGUCUUGAAAUCACGACCGCACAUGCCAGCAACGCAGGUAGUCCAACUCCAGUUGGUGGCGCAAUUCAGCCUGGCAUUGUUCCUAAUGGAACAACUGCCUCCUUUGCAGUGCCAACUGGCUGGGCCGGAAAUGUCGCAAUGAACAGAGCCAACAUGUCAAUCAACGGCGACGUUACUCUGCUUGAGGCUUCAUUCGUGGUCGCCGAUGGGUGGGACUUCGCCGUCGCAGGCGUCGAUGUCUCGCACGUCAACGGUUUCACCGUUCCUAUCAUCUGCGAGUGCAACGGCAAAUGGGUGGCUGGCUGCAAGAAGAACCUCUUCAAUGUCAAGGCCCGCCAGAUGAAGCCGGCCAAUGCUGCUAUCAACCCCCUCCGAGCCGACACGUCGGCUACUUCUGCCAAGGCCUUUUUCGCGCCGUGCGAGGGCGCCGCCUACACCUUCCCCAACGACCACGCCGCGAAUAGCUGGGGUGCUUGCCAGAGUGGAUUGAUCUCCUGCUGCGUUGGCACGGCUUGUCCUGCGUCAGCUCCACAGGCUUAG